This is a messenger RNA of Indicator indicator, 1386 nucleotides long. RefSeq names its product major facilitator superfamily domain containing 10 (gene SLC75A1). The record is from RefSeq and is a predicted model, not a curated record. The transcript is spliced from 12 exons. Gene Ontology annotation, biological process: transmembrane transport. The coding region runs from base 1 to 1386 and encodes 461 amino acids. Gene Ontology annotation, cellular component: brush border membrane. Lineage: Eukaryota; Metazoa; Chordata; Aves; Piciformes; Indicatoridae. Gene Ontology annotation, molecular function: transmembrane transporter activity.
AUGGCCCAGCAGGUGAGAGACAUUGACAGCAGCUCCCUCAGCAACACAGAAGAACAGAACUGCAGCCGUGUUAUUAUGAUCGUUUUCCUGGCGCUCUUCAUUGACUUGCUGGGAUUCGCUCUCAUCUUGCCACUCUUCCCUUCCAUCCUUGAUUAUUACAGCCAGACUGAGGAUGGAUUCUAUUUGUCCUUGCAACGUGGUGUGGACUGGUUUGCAGCAAUGGUUGGGGUGCCUCCAGAGAGGAAAUACAACAGUGUCUUGUUUGGAGGUCUGAUUGGCUCAAUCUUUUCCAUCCUCCAGUUUUUCUCCUCUCCCCUCACUGGUGCUGUGUCAGACCACUUGGGCAGAAGGCCUGUCAUCUUGAUGACAGUGGUGGGUUUGAUAACAUCAUAUGCACUGUGGGCUGUCUCUAGGACCUUUGGUGUUUUCCUCCUCUCCAGGAUUGUGGGUGGAAUAAGCAAAGGGAAUGUCAGCCUCUCCACAGCUAUAAUUGCUGACCUGCACUCUGCAAAAGCACGGAGCAAGGGCAUGGCAAUGAUUGGUGUGGCUUUCUCCCUUGGCUUCACCCUGGGUCCCAUGAUUGGAGCUUACCUAGCCAUGGGGGCAGAGAAAGGAGAGGUCUUCUACCUUCGUUCAGCGUUGUUAGCGCUCGUGUUUGCUGUGGCAGACUUGAUUUUCAUCUUCUUCCUCCUUCCAGAGACCCUUCCCAAAGAAAAGCGGGUCUCUUCUGUGACAUCUGGGUUUCAGGCAGCAGUUGACUUGCUCAGUCCUUUGGCUUUAUUUCGGUUCUCUGCUGUCACCCGAGGAGAAGAAUCCCCCUCAGAGCAGAAUCUUCAGAAUCUCAAAGUUUUGGGCCUGGUUUAUUUCCUGUACCUCUUCCUCUUUUCCGGCUUGGAGUAUACCCUGAGUUUUCUGACUCACCAGAGGUUACACUUCAGCAGCAUGCAGCAAGGCAAGAUGUUUUUCUUUAUUGGAAUAACAAUGGCUGUGAUCCAGGGAGGCUAUGCUCGGCGAAUCAAGCCAGGAAAUGAAAUCAGAACUGUAAAAAGGGCCAUUGUGUUGCUGAUUCCAGCUUUCUUCUUAAUUGGAUGGGCUGCAAAUGUGACCAUGCUGAGUGCUGGGCUGCUGCUGUACUCCUUCGCUGCAGCUGUUGUGAUCCCCUGUUUGUCAGCAGUGGUGUCAGGCUAUGGCUCUGCCAGCCAGAAGGGACGUGUGAUGGGGAUCCUGCGCAGCCUGGGUGCCCUGGCCAGAGCCCUGGGGCCUGUCUUGUCAGCUACAGUUUACUGGCUGGCAGGUGCAGAGGUUUGCUUCACUCUCUGUGGCACUUUGUUCCUCAUCCCCUUGGUUUUGCUUCGCUCUCUAAAGCAGCCAACAAAGGAGGAGUAG